AUGCCGCCCACCCCCUGAGCCGGCCGGGGUCACCCUGGCUGGCACCCGCCGCCGUGAUGGCCAGGCUGCAGGCUCCGUCCAGGAGGCGGCAGGAACAUUAGCUGGGGAAUCCCGGCAGCACGGCUCACGGGGGGGCUGGGAGGAGUGGAGAGCAGCAGAAGAGCCCCCGAAGCAGGACCCAACCCCGUCCACCGUGUAUGAGGCUGGGGCGCAGUACGCAGGACCCGCGUCCGCAGAGACACCCCUUCCGAUGUCCCGGCAUGAGACUUCACCGACAACGGUGCAACCCGCCAGCAACCACCGCCCCAACGCCUGCUGCUUCUGCUGGUGCUGCUGCUGCAGCUGCUCCUGGAACGAGGACCGGGAGCGAGCGUGGCGGCCGUCCCGGGAGACCAAACUGGAGACCAUCCCAAACUGUGAAGCGUGCACCAAACCCACGCCGGAGGAGGUGCGGGGCUGGGCACAGUCCUUCGACAAGCUGAUGAAGAGCCCGGCAGGUCGCAACGUCUUCCGGGAGUUCUUGCGGACUGAGUACAGCGAGGAGAACAUGCUCUUCUGGCUGGCGUGCGAGGAGCUCAAAAACGAGUGCAACAAGCACACCAUCGACGAGAAGGCCAGGAUGAUCUACGAGGACUACAUCUCCAUCCUUUCGCCCAAGGAGGUGAGCCUGGACUCGCGGGUGCGGGAGGUGAUCAACCGCAAGAUGCAGGACCCGUCCUCGCACACCUUCGACGACGCGCAGCUCCAGAUCUACACGCUCAUGCACAGAGACUCCUACCCUCGCUUCCUGAACUCUGCCAUAUACAAAUCGCUGCUCCAGAGCGUUUCCCGCUCCUCCUCGGAGUCCUAAGGCUGCCCACCAGCCCUGGGGAUGCCAGCAGGGACAGGGUGGCUGGGGUUGGGGCUCAGUGCCCUCCUCCCCUUCGCCGCCCUCCCUGCCAGCCCACCCUGAAGUUUUUAGCUUUUUACCUACGAACCGUCACCCUGGUUUCUGGGCCACCCUCCAGGACUGUCCCUGGGGCUGGUGACAAGGUGGCAGCGCAGCCCGGGCCGGCUCCUACUACUGAAGCCCUGCCCCAUCCCUGCCGCUGGCCGGAGCAGCCGGGGAGGCUCCCGGGAGCACACGGGGCCGAUUUGAAGAGGUCACUUUAUCCCCUCUCCACCACACCUGGGGACACCCGUGUCCCACCCGAGACCCAGCUCGGGGGAGUGGGU
Messenger RNA from Apus apus (common swift), 1215 nucleotides. RefSeq names its product regulator of G protein signaling 19 (gene RGS19). NCBI's taxonomy places the organism in Eukaryota, Metazoa, Chordata, Aves, Apodiformes, Apodidae. The coding region runs from base 251 to 850 and encodes 199 amino acids. The record is from RefSeq and is a predicted model, not a curated record. The transcript is spliced from 6 exons.